CACCCCUGCGACGGGCCGGGGGGCAUGGUGGCCCACGCCUUCUUCCCCGGGGACCCCCAGCGCGCCGGCCACGUGCACUUCGACAGCGACGAGGACUGGACCUUCCGCUCGCCAGAUGACUACGGGACGGAUCUCUUCGCCGUGGCGGUGCACGAGUUCGGGCACAGCCUGGGCCUGUCUCACUCGCCUGCCAAACGCUCCAUCAUGCGCCCGUAUUACGAGGGCCCGGUGGGGGACCCGCUGCAGCAGCAGCUGUCUGUGUCCCCUGCACCGAGUGCGUCAGUGCUCAGCAGGUCUGGGGCAGAGCUGAGCUCACAGCUCGUUCUGGGGGCGCGCUGGGACCGGGCCUGGUGCGGAGUAAGCAGUGCCGUGCGGGGUGCGAGCGGUGCGUGGCCCGUGCCUCGUGUGGGGCACUGA
Molecule: messenger RNA, 417 nt
Organism: Pelodiscus sinensis (Chinese soft-shelled turtle)
Lineage: Eukaryota; Metazoa; Chordata; Testudines; Trionychidae
Source: RefSeq, a predicted model, not a curated record